AGAAAAGAGCAGGGAAUUCGAAUUUAAUCUGACGACGGCGGAGCAAGGACCGCGGCGGCCACAUACAAUCUACACGCAACAUUUGCCACACGAUCAGUAAGUCCUAUCAUGUAGCAUUUCUACUCAAUUGUAUUUUACCGUUUGGAUCAUUAAACGAAACAUUCGUGGGCUUUUAUUGCGUGAGUUAGGUUUACGGAAUCACAGAGUGUACGAGCUAAGAUUGUUUUUGUUACACAGAGAAUUCGUUUUCAUCAACGCAAACAAAUCGGCACUCGGCAGUCAUUUCAAUUUUACAGAUUGAAUCGAAAAGGCCACGAAAAAAGCUUGACCUCGGAAAUUGGUUAUCGUUGGACACGAAUUGAACACUCAAUGCAAGGUCGACAACUCAAACUAAGGUCAAAUUAAUUUUCGAAAUCACGCUAUUGCAAAAAUCCAGAGGACUAGAAAUUCAAAUUAAAUUUCCUUGAAGACAAAUUUUGAAGUUUACUUCUUGAAUUUAUUUGCUAUUUCCUAAAAUUUCCCAAUCCUUCCUUGCUACAAAAACUUCUAUAUACGCCCACAGAUAGUGUUCUCAAAUCUUAAAUCAGCGAAUUUUAAGCGAAGAUGUCAGCGUCCGCCGAACUUGCCCGCAAGCUGGAGAAGCGCAACAAGAUCAACGAGGGGGAAGUGUCCCCCACAAUGAACCAACAGGGGGUGUCCAUCAACUCCGAGAACCCCAACCUCGCCCCAUCAGCAUCCGACGAACUUGCCCUCAAAUUGGAGAAGCGCAACAAGAUCAACGAGGGAGAGGUGUCCCCUACUAUGAACCAUCAGGGGGUGUCCGUCUACUCUGAAAACCCCAACCUCACUCGGAAGACCAUCGAGCACCUGGAGACCAAAUUCAAAGAAGUGGCAGAGAAGACGCCGGACAGAACCAGUUUGAAGCUUCCGGAAUUGAAGACAGUAUUUGAAAACCUCGGCUGUCCGCAGACUCACGUGACUUUAACAGGACUGCUGCGAGAUGCGAAACAAGAUCCAAAAACGGGAGCCUUGACUUUCAGAGAGUUCCUAGCUGUUUUCAGGAAGGCGUGUUCGGACGAAAUAGACGAGGAUUCUCCUCUGAAGCAGUUGGCUAGUCUGAACGAUAUAGACGUGGGGGAGAAAGGAGUCACGGGGGCCAAAGAGUUCUUCCAGGCCAAGAUGAAGGCAUCAGCCGACAACAGCUUCGCCAAAGAGGUGGAGCAGGAGAAAGCACGCAAACUGCAAGAGGAAGAAGAGUCGAAGACCAAACAAGAGGCAUUCAAAGACAUGCGAUCCAAGUUCUGCGCAGCUUAGAAGACCUACAACAUUUAGCUCAUUAGAAACUCCCCGUUAUAUUUUGCCACGUCGAAAAACUUCUGUCACACAGUUGAUAUUUUUGAUAGCCAUUUACCACCGAGUAACUGUUGUUUUAAUAUAGAACUUUUCUUAAUUUGUGUUUGCCAA
This is a messenger RNA of Symsagittifera roscoffensis, 1464 nucleotides long. RefSeq names its product EF-hand domain-containing protein D1-like. The transcript is spliced from 4 exons. The coding region runs from base 604 to 1314 and encodes 236 amino acids. NCBI's taxonomy places the organism in Eukaryota, Metazoa, Xenacoelomorpha, Acoela, Convolutidae. Gene Ontology annotation, molecular function: calcium ion binding. The record is from RefSeq and is a predicted model, not a curated record.